UCAUGAAUUUGGACUGGCCUAGGAGUAGCCCAAGAUUCACCUUGUAAGUGUUGGGCUGGCCAGCUACUCUGACACACUGUGCUGAGGGCUCACACCCUACCGUGCAGAGGAAGCAACAGGCAGACUGGCCCUGGCAUGGCAGGUAUCAGAGUCAUCGAUGUGGACUGGCAGAGGUCAAAAAACAGUGCUGCCCACCACACCCAGGAGUACCCUUGCCCAGAACUGGUGGUUCGCAGAAACCAGAUGUUCACCCUGACAUUGGAGCUAAGCAGAGCUCUGGACAGUGAGGAGGCCCUGGUCUUCACAGUGGAGACAGGACCCCAGGCUUCUGAGGCCAUGAGCACCAAAGCUGUGUUCCAGACAGCAGAGCUGGAGGUGAGCGACACCUGGAUAGCAGUGAAGGAAGCACAGGCCGAGAACACCGUAACUGUCUGCCUUGCCAGCCCUCCCAAUGCCGUCAUCGGCCGCUACCUGCUGAAUGCCCGCUCUUCCUCCCGACGCAAGCACAGUGACCAUAAGCUGGGCGAGUUUGUUCUCCUUUUCAAUCCAUGGUGCCCAGAGGAUGACGUGUUUCUGGCCUCAGAGGAAGAGAGACAGGAGUACGUGCUCAAUGACAGCGGGAUCAUCUUCCGAGGCGUGGAGAAGCACAUCCGAGCCCAGGGCUGGAACUACGGGCAGUUUGAUGAGGACAUCCUGAACAUCUGCCUCUCCAUCUUGGACCGAAGUCCCAGUCACCAAGACGAUCCAGCCACAGAUGUGUCCCGCCGCCACGACCCUAUCUACAUCACUCGGGUCAUCAGCGCCAUGGUGAACAGCAACAACGACCGGGGAGUAGUACAAGGCCAGUGGCAGGGCAAGUACGGCGGUGGCACCAGCCCCCUGCACUGGCGUGGCAGUGUGGACAUCCUGCGCAAGUGGUUCAAGGGCAGGUUCAAGCCAGUCAAAUAUGGCCAAUGCUGGGUCUUCGCGGGAGUUAUGUGCACAGUCCUUAGGUGCCUGGGGAUCGCAACAAGGGUAGUGUCCAAUUUUAACUCGGCCCAUGACACAGACAGAAACCUGAGUGUGGACAAAUAUGUGGACUCAUUUGGCCGGACGCUGGAGGACCUGACGGAAGACAGCAUGUGGAACUUCCAUGUCUGGAAUGAGAGCUGGUUUGCCCGGCAGGACCUGGGCCCCUCUUACAAUGGCUGGCAGGUUCUGGAUGCCACCCCCCAGGAGGAGAGUGAAGGUGUGUUCCGGUGCGGCCCAGCCUCUGUCACCGCAAUCCGUGAAGGUGAUGUGCACCUGGCCCACGAUGGACCCUUUGUGUUUGCGGAGGUGAACGCGGACUACAUCACCUGGCUCUGGAACGAGGACCAGAGCCGGGAACGAGUGUACUCCGACACCAAGAAGAUUGGCAGGUGCAUCAGCACCAAGGCGGUAGGCAGUGACACCCGUCUGGACAUCACAGGCCUCUACAAGUACCCAGAAGGCUCGCGGAAGGAGAGACAGGUGUACAGCAAGGCGGUGAGGAAGCUGUUCGGCGUGGAGGCCUGGGGGAGGAAGACCCGGUUGCGCAGGGCGGGUGGCCACGGUCUGUGGCGCGAUGACCUGCUGGAGCCCGCUGCCAAGCCCAGCAUCACCGGCAAGUUCAAGCUGCUGGCGCCGCCUGUGCUGGGCCACAACCUGAAGCUGGCCCUGUACUUGGCCAACCUCACUACUCAGGUGCAGCGGGUCCGCGUCAACCUGAGCGGAGCCACCAUCCUCUACACCCGGCGGCCAGUAGCCGAGAUCCUGCAUGAGUCCCACAUGGUGCGUCUGGGGCCCGAGGAAGAAAAAAGGAUUCCUAUUGCAAUAUCUUACUCUCAGUACAAGAAAGAUCUGACAGAAGAUAAGAAGAUCCUGUUGGCUGCCAUGUGCCAUGUCAUCAAAGGAGAGAAACUCCUAGUAGAGAAGGACAUUACUCUGGAGGACUUCAUCACCAUUAAGGUGUUGGGCCCAGCCACAGUGGGAGUUGCUGUUCUGGUGCAAGUGAUGGUGGCCAAUCCCCUCUUUGAAAGAGUACAAGACUGUAAGCUGAUGGUGGAGGGCAGUGGCCUUCUCCAGGAACAGCUCAGCAUUGAUGUACCCAGCUUGGGGCCCCAAGAGAAGACCUCAGUCCAGUUUAGCAUCACCCCGUCCAAGAGUGGCCCCAGGCAACUGCAGGUGGACUUCAUCAGCCCCCACUUCCCAGAUGUCAAGGGCUUCAUGAUCAUCGACGUGGCUAUCGCUAAGUGACAACCCACCAGGAGCUGAGGCGGGAGAAGAUGAUGCUCUUCCUCUUCCUGUCAGUUUCUUUGUCCUUCCCUUAUGGGAGCCAGGAGGUCUGGGUUCCUGUUCUGUUUCAUCUUCUACCUCACUCUGUGAACUUCAAGUUCUUCCCCUCCUGGGCCUCAGUUUCCCAAUCUGUCAAAUGAAGUGUUAGACUCUGUGAUCCUUAAGCUUUCUGUCAAUAAUGGAUGAUGUGAAGAAACUCCUACACAUCCACCCAUCACUCUUGUUGCUAGGAGGUUUACUUCAGAACCCCCAUCCCCAUCCUCACUCCCUGCUACGCCACACCCCCC
This is a messenger RNA of Erinaceus europaeus (western European hedgehog), 2582 nucleotides long. It is a transcript of the gene TGM6, whose product is annotated as transglutaminase 6. Gene Ontology annotation, molecular function: protein-glutamine gamma-glutamyltransferase activity. The coding region runs from base 136 to 2256 and encodes 706 amino acids. NCBI's taxonomy places the organism in Eukaryota, Metazoa, Chordata, Mammalia, Eulipotyphla, Erinaceidae. Gene Ontology annotation, biological process: peptide cross-linking. The transcript has 13 exons. The record is from RefSeq and is a predicted model, not a curated record.